CUGCCACCGUUCGAAAGGUUGUAGUGAGAGGAUUUCGAUCGAUUUUAUCUGGACAAAACUCCGAAGUCAGUUGGUCCCACGCGACGCGGUCACGGCAGUAACCCGAUACCGGGGAAGUCUUGGUCGCUUCCUGGCCUUUCUUGUUUUCAUUUGAACAUUCGGACGCGCGUGCUCGAUUCGUCCCGGAGAUUCGCAUCUACUUGACGUACAGGAAAGGCGGUCAGUGGAGAGAAACAUGCGACCAGACCAGAAGAUGUUUGGUAAGAAGAAGAAGCGGCCAGAGAUCUCGGCCCCCUCAAACUUCGAGCACCGCGUGCACACCGGGUUUGACCGCGACCACGGGGAGUAUGUCGGACUGCCGGCCCAGUGGGCCAGCGUGAUUGGCUCCCCGAAGGAGACGGCACAGCCGAGCGCCAUCAGGCCGCGGCCGCUCAUCGACCCAUCAUGCAUCACUCCGGUAGACCUCAGUACGCUGAAGACAGUUGUACGUGGGAGCAAAGCUGACUUAUUGCCGGCGGAACCAGACAGUGGGCAGGCUUGGAAGAUGAUAGUCCGGGGGAACAGUAAGCUGGACACGACCGACCUGGCGCACACCAGCCCGAACGGUUACGACUACCAGCAGCACCCCAACAUCCGGAACCUGCAGGGUGGCGGCAUCAGCGUGGCACGGUCUAACUCGCUGCGAAAGGACAGCCCGCCACCGCGCCGCGUGCCCAGGGACCGGGACAUGCUGCACGACGGGCUCCCGCCUGGCCUGCAGGACCCCCAGCAGCCCCGCGGGUACGGCGGGCACUACAUGAACGGCCGGUCUCAGCAGGACGGGAGGGGGGCGCCGCCACAGAACGGGCGCAGCCUGCAGGACGUGCGCGGGCAGCAGCCCUACACACGGGACGGGCGCGGGGACUAUGCUUACAGCAACAGAGACACUUACCACGGGGACCUAGGGGGGAGGGAGAACUACAGUAGGGACUAUCACACGUACAGCGCCGGGAGGGAGUGGGACAAACCUGACGGCAGGACGGCCUCCAGGCAGCAGCAGCAACCACAGGAGCCACGCACACCUACCAAGGUCCCACCUCCGGUCGCUCCCAAACCAAGUUUACGAUCGUCGACCCUCCCGCGGGACCCAGGGCCGGUCGUGCCCCCCUCUACAGGUGCCAAGCCUAGUCCCACCCACGUGCAGAAGAUCACACUGUCACUACCGGGACACAAACAAGCAAACAGACCACAGCAGCCUCACAACCAAAACUACAGGGACUACCAGAACAGUCCCAGUGUGCCCCCACCUUCUGUACCCAAUGCCAACCCUCCUGCCGCCACACAAAGUGCCACCACCCCCACCCAGCCCAAACCCCCGCAGGGCCCCACCCACGACCAGCGCGAGUCGCACGAGAAGUUCCGGGCGGCGCUCCAGACCGUGGUCAGCCCGGGAGACCCGCGCAACAACCUGGAGAACUUUGUGAAGAUCGGGGAGGGGUCAACGGGAAUCGUCUGCAUCGCCACUGAGAGGGGCACGGGCAGGCAGGUGGCGGUGAAGAAAAUGGACCUGAGAAAACAGCAGAGGAGAGAACUGCUGUAUAACGAGGUGUCGAUCAUGCGAGACUAUCACCAUAACAACAUUGUGGAGAUGUACGACAGUUUCCUGGUGGAGGAUGAGCUCUGGGUCAUCAUGGAGUUCCUGGAGGGCGGAUCUCUCACUGACAUCGUCACACAUACAAAGAUGAAUGAAGAGCAGAUAGCCACGGUGUGUAAGGCAGUCCUGGAGGCGCUGGUGUUCCUCCACUCCUGGGGUAUCAUCCACAGGGACAUCAAGUCAGACUCCAUCCUGCUGGCACACGACGGCAAGGUGAAGUUGUCGGACUUCGGGUUCUGUGCGCAGGUGACCCCUGACCUGCCCAAGAGGAAGUCGCUGGUAGGCACGCCCUACUGGAUGGCACCUGAGGUCAUCUCCAGACUGCCCUAUGGGCCAGAGGUUGACCUUUGGUCCCUUGCCAUCAUGGUGAUGGAGAUGGUUGACGGAGAGCCGCCGUUCUUCAACGAGCCUCCCCUGCAGGCCAUGCGCCGCAUCAGAGACAUGCCUCCUCCCAAACUCAAGAACACACACAAGGUGUCCCCGAGGUUGCAGGGUUUCCUGGAGAAGAUGCUGAUGCGGGACCCGUCGCAGCGAGCCAGCGCCAUCGACCUGCUGGAGCACCCCUUCCUGCUCAACGCCUCCAACCCAGCCUGCAUCGUGCCCCUCAUGAGGAGUUUCCGGCACAGCCCCUGCUAGUCCCACACCACAAGCACAGACACAGGCACAGGCACGGGCAACACAACAAGCUCAAGAUAUGGUACCUCUGAGGAGAACAGCAGUCUCCAAGCAGACUCAAAUGUGGCUCUAGCCUGUUCUGUAUAAUUUCUCUAGUCCUUUUAGUAGUGUAUGUUUUCCUCUUCUUCCUAGGGUACAUUACCCUAGGAAGAGAGAGAGAGAACAGAGGAAAGCACACACCAUCACAUCACUACAAAGGCAAGCAAAACACUGCGAAACAAUCAAAGCCAUACAUCUCAUUGGGUAUAUGGUUUCAGCUUGGUCUUUGUGGGGUUUGUUGUCCAUGUUUUUCCUGUUUGCCAUGCCCUACAUCAGUUUUCUUAGCAUGAUUGCCAUUAGAUGUGGGGCAAAGUAAACAGAAAAAUGUGCUUCACUGAUAAGAUGUACAGAGCACAACAGAAAAUGUACAAAACAGGCAGAACCAUGCAUCUGCUUGGAGACUGCAACACACACAGCAUUGCAGGGAUCUUGCCAUAUUGCACCCUGUGCCACCUUCAGCUGGUGGCCUGUCUUUCCACAGCACAGCUCUGAAUGUAACUUCUCUAUCCAUGACAUUUGAGUGGAGUGAGCCGAGUUGUUCCGGGAAGAAAGCGCCACCCAGCUCACAUACAGCAAACUGCAUGGUCCUUACUAGACAGGGAUUGCCUUUCGUACUGUUAUAUAAGCUGCAUGUUGUAAGGCCCCGCUUAGAUGAUCUGUAUACUUAAAUGACAAUGCUUUGACUUAAUGAAUUUGAAGAAGAGUUUUUAAGAUAUGGCAGAUAGAUUUCAUAAAAGCAUGUAAGAAGAAAACUUUUUCAGGUUUAUUAGUAGUUUUUAACAACAUCCCAUGCCUGUCCCAUGUCAGUGAUUCCAAGCUCCUAACACGUCGUAUAGCAUACAGUCUGGACAGAAUUUCCAUGUUAUGAUCAUGUACCAAACAUGCAAAAUCUGCUGCCCUGAAAGUGCUGAUCCUUGCAGUUCUGCAUCCUUCAUUGUUUAUGCAUGUACAACUCAAUACAAGUAUUUUACUUCUAACCCCACUAAAUCCUUUGUGGAUUCAAGUAUGAGUGAUGAUACAGUUACUUUUACAAAUAGUCUAACCUAGAAACAUUACUGAAUUACGCUCCUAUUGCCUUGCCCCAUUUAAAUUGUGAUCUCUGUGAUGCCCAUAUUCAAGUUGUUAGAAGACGAAAUUUCUGUUCAGGUGAUUCUGUACAUGUAGUGACACUGCACCGCUGUCACAGCAGCUAGCAGGGGCGCGCUUUAAUUUCCUGAUGUCCUCAAGCUUUGUUAAUAACCAUUAGUUAUAUUACAGCAUUGUAUAAUUACUAAUAACUGCAUACAAUUGGUAGUAAUUUUAACAUUUUCUUAGAUACAUGAGAUAAUAGCAUAUGGUUCUUUAUGAAAUUGUGUCAAGAUAAAAAGAGUACUAAAAGGGCAAGGAGAGAACCAAUAAUAUGGUGGAUCGGAAGGCCUUGUGGCCUGCCACAUGUACAUGUGAAAGAAAAGAGCGUCCUACAAACGUUGAGAACUUAUAUAUGUAUUAUACCUUUUCUACAAGGAUGUAAAUCAGAACUAAGCCACCAUUAAUUGUGUGAUAGGGGACUAGAAACUGACUGCUCUCCUCUUUUGGAUGGCACAAAUUUGGAGUACAACUUUUGAAAGGAUGGAAUUUUUGAGAAAAGGUUUUGAAGUACAAUGUACUCUUCCCCCCUUAGCAAUAUAUUUGUGUCCAUCCCUUUUGGAGGCAUGAAUUCCCCAGACUUAUUUUGUGAUAGUAGAGUAGAAUUUGUAAGAUAAAAAAUUGUUCUGGAUUUCUGGUGCUUAGUGGGACUACAGUGUAUAAGGAGAUGGAUGUUUGAAUGAGUUUGAAUGUGUACCAUACUACUUUCCCUUGUCAUAUCAUUUUGUACACUGUUUAUCGGCCAGCUAAAGUUUUGACGUAUUAUGAGUAACCACAAGAAUCUUACCUUUGCUAACCUGGAUGUAUAUAACCAGAGGACUGAGAUGAGUGAUACUGUGGCAUGUGAUUGGCUACCGUUUUCUCCAAUGAAACAGCAUGAUCGUGAAAAUUGUGAAGGGCUGUUGUAGUUCUCAUAUCAAUUGCCAGGUGGCAUUGUUGCACACACUAUUUCUCAACUGUUAUUAAAAAGUUUCAUCACAAUCGAUUUAUUGAUCCAUUUAUCAGAAGAUGAAAAUUAAUCAGUUAACUGUUAAAAGAUCUUUUCUGCUGAAGUAACCGGUGGGCAUCAAGUUUGUAUUGGUCACCAGGUUGUGCUGCAGGGAGAAGGUUUAUCUGAAAUCAGUGCAGUGUCUCAGCAUUUUGGUGCUAGACACCCUCGGGCACUAAAGGUUAACUGUUAAUCACUAAAUGGACAUUAUGCAAAGCCAUCUGUGCCAACACAUUUCAAGUUUACAUCCAUUGUCUCCAGGGGUUUGUUAGCCUGGUAUAUGUCUUUCUGCAGCUUUGACAUGCCCUUUUCUGUGGGGGUGUAUAUGGUAGCCAAAAGGGGAAGGAUACCAGGCUAACAUUUUGUGCCCCAAUGGUUGUAUCAGUUAAAGUUAAAGUUAUACCACCCAAACAGAUGUCAAAUACCAUGUUUGUGAGAUAUCCAUAGACAGUCUGUGGAGUCUGUCUUUUUAGUCCUUGUUUAAAUGUGAUGUCAUGAUUUUAAGCCUUUCCUAUUCACAUUUUAGCACUACUCCAUGUUCACUUAAUGUACAUAUCUGUAGAAAUGUUCCUUAGAAAUACUUGGAACAAAUGUCUUUUUCUGCCAGAUACUGGAAACAAGAUAAUGCUUGUCAAACAGACUGCAUAACGUCUAGUUGUAUGUAGAAUUCUAACUGUGAUGGGAGGGUAGAGGUUUGAUAGAGGCAUCAAGUGUUAUCAAGUGCACCAGCCGACGCAAAUGUAGAGAAGGGAUACCUGACAAACAGGGAAAAUGGUAGUGUCUCUUUAGGACAAGGUGUACAGAUGUAUCGUAAACGUGUCACCUAAACUGCCGUGGCUUCCCUUUGUAUAAACAAAUAGACAAUACUUUUACAUAGCGACAUUGUACACUACUACUACUACUACAUGAACCUUGGGUAGCAUUAGCCACUACUGGGGAAGGUUCUUCGUUUCAGAGAUGGAGAAGAUCCUAUCAGUGCUUCUCAUAAACAAGCGCACCUCUCCCCCUCCCAGUCUGACAGGUUUGUAGAGAAUAAAGAAACACUCU
Branchiostoma belcheri (Belcher's lancelet) is the source of this 5507-nucleotide messenger RNA. RefSeq names its product serine/threonine-protein kinase PAK 4-like. Gene Ontology annotation, molecular function: protein serine/threonine kinase activity; ATP binding. Gene Ontology annotation, cellular component: cytoplasm. Gene Ontology annotation, biological process: regulation of MAPK cascade; protein phosphorylation; intracellular signal transduction. Lineage: Eukaryota; Metazoa; Chordata; Leptocardii; Amphioxiformes; Branchiostomatidae. The record is from RefSeq and is a predicted model, not a curated record.